CAGACACAAGCUAGCAAGAGCAAGCGACACGGGCUGCUUUGAUAAGCCCACUCAGGAGGCAGCGCGUCUGUCUUUUAAGUUCCCCGGGACGACUGGGAUAUGAUUCCUCGUUUUAAUCAGCGUUCCCUUCCUGAGCUAAACUGCAAAAGCAGAGGACUCGAGCAGCGCAUCUCACUCACACAGAGCAGCGCUCGUUGGUUUUGAGUGUUUCUGGACAGGAAAUUGAUCUACAGGGUAACAUUCACACACAAAGAAGGAACAGUAUGGGACGAUGGCUUGUUAGUUCAAGUGACUCUGUUUUGGACAUUACGGACAAGAAACCUUGGAGGAAGAACGGCGUUAAAGAUCAAAAGCAUGACAACUCCUGAUGAAAACGUCCCCAAAUGAUGAACCCACGAGUGAAGAGGAACUUCUACCUGGCGGCCCCUGACUUGCUGGAUCCCAAGUCUGCCGCUCAGAACUCCAAACCGAGGCUAUCCUUCUCCGCAAAACCCACCGUGCUUGCUUCCCGGGUGGAGAGUGACACGGCCAUUAGUGUUAUGAAAUGGAAGACGGUCUCCACGAUUUUCCUGGUGGUCGUCCUCUACCUGAUCAUUGGAGCCACUGUGUUCAAGGCGUUGGAGCAGCCUCAGGAGAUUUCUCAGAGGACCACCAUCGUGAUCCAGAAACAGACCUUCAUAGCCCAGCAUGCCUGCGUCAACUCCACCGAGCUGGACGAGCUCAUCCAGCAAAUAGUGGCAGCAAUAAAUGCAGGGAUUAUCCCCUUAGGAAACAGCUCCAAUCAAGUUAGUCACUGGGACCUCGGAAGCUCUUUCUUCUUUGCUGGUACUGUUAUCACAACCAUAGGAUUUGGAAACAUCUCCCCACGAACUGAAGGUGGAAAAAUAUUCUGUAUCAUCUAUGCCUUGCUGGGAAUUCCCCUCUUUGGCUUUCUGUUGGCCGGGGUUGGCGAUCAGCUUGGGACCAUAUUUGGAAAAGGAAUUGCCAAAGUGGAAGACACAUUUAUUAAAUGGAACGUUAGCCAGACCAAGAUUCGCAUCAUUUCCACCAUCAUCUUCAUCCUGUUUGGCUGCGUCCUCUUUGUGGCCCUUCCCGCAGUCAUCUUCAAGCACAUAGAAGGCUGGAGUGCUCUGGACGCCAUCUACUUUGUGGUUAUCACUCUGACCACCAUCGGAUUCGGGGACUACGUGGCAGGCGGAUCGGACAUUGAGUAUCUGGACUUCUACAAGCCUGUUGUGUGGUUCUGGAUCCUGGUCGGGCUUGCUUACUUUGCUGCGGUUCUGAGCAUGAUUGGAGACUGGCUGCGGGUGAUAUCUAAGAAGACCAAGGAAGAGGUGGGAGAGUUCAGAGCACAUGCUGCUGAAUGGACAGCCAACGUCACAGCCGAGUUCAAAGAAACAAGGAGGCGGCUGAGCGUGGAGAUCUACGACAAGUUCCAGCGUGCCACAUCAGUGAAGCGGAAGCUCUCUGCGGAACUGGCCGGGAACCACAGCCAGGAACUGACUCCUUGUAGGAGGACCCUCUCGGUGAACCACCUGACCAGCGAGAGGGAAGUCUUACCUCCCUUGCUGAAGGCCGAGAGCAUCUAUCUGAAUGGCCUGACCCCUCAGUGUGCCGGCGAAGAGAUAGCUGUCAUUGAGAACAUGAAGUAGCUCUCUUCCGGAAGAGGGUAGCCGUUGGGGAGGGCUUCUCUAGGCUCUUUGUGACUGCUGCCGCCGGUAGCAUUCAAACACUGUGCAUGCUGAGCUCUCAAAGGGAAAGGAGACAGAUGCAGCCUUCGGUCACCUUACACCCAGGGAGUGUGGAGUCCCCAGGCAGCCCUCUCGGGAGGCUUGUGAGCUGUCCUUCUGAGUGGCGAGUGAUGGACGGGCAGUGUCGGAUGCCUUUUCGUGCCCAGACUGUUCCCCUCCCCCUCUUUUCCUAACGUGCCAUAAGGCCUCUGAAGGAAUCGGAAUGCUUUGGUAGUCAUGCAGCUUGGAGGGAUCCGCCCCUGACCUUUUCAGGGUUCCCCUGACCGAGCCUGGAUAUGGACCACUUAGGGAUGACAACAUUUCUUUCUGUAAAUGGCAAGAAAUUCUCAUGCAGCCUUUUACCUAAGAAAUUUUCUGUCAGUGCCUUAACUUUAUGAAGAAGCAGGACCCUCCCUAGUGGGUUUGUGGUUUCCCCUCCCUGCCCCCCCAGGCUGACCUCUGCUGAUUCUUACCCCCCCCUUCAUAUACUGUACCUGGCCGGAAGCAAUGGGUAGCUUGGUGGAAGAAACAGAUGCAGGCCACGGGCACAGAGGCGACACUCAGGAGCUCUGGCGUCACAAGGCACCGCCGAGAAGGGAGGUCAGAGAAGGCCCUCUGAGUAUUUAUUUGACUGGGGUACCAAUGGUACAUCUAUACAUAUGUACAGAGUAAUAAUCACCAGGCCGGUAACAUCGGCUGCUUCUACACAGCCCCUCCCCCCUCUUUCCUGGCAGUAUUUGAAGUUUAUCACUUAUUAAUAACUAGCCAUGUUUUAAGGCAGAAGAAGUGAGCACAUACUUCUGUAAUCCAAGCGGUCUAAUAGGAAGCCAUCUCAACAGUUGGCAUGAAUUCACUCUGGUGAAAAGAAGACAGUGAAGCCACUAUGUGUAUUUGCCAAUAGAUGGCUCACUGCCAGCUUGGAAUAGCCUAGAAGGCUAACACCCUUUUCUUUUCUUGACUGGUUCCUGCCAAAUUGUAGGGUGGGGUGGUGCCCAGGAGGAGGGGGCUACAGCCCCCAGUCACCUAGAGUCCCUCUGCAGAGGUGACUGAUUGUGAGCACAGACUCUGGACUGGGGACCUCUGUGACUUUUGCACAUGGAAUGAUACAGACCACCAACCUACAUCAUCUCUGCCAGUAGAGAAAAUGCUGGGUAGCACAACAUACACCCCCAGAGCUAUUAUUUUUUAGAUAAGAGAAAAGCUAAUAAUCCAUUUAAUUUAAAUGUAUAUCCUAUAAUUCUUUUGGAUGUUUCAAGAUUCAGAAAAAAAUUUCAAUACCUGCAUCUUGUAAACUGCCACCCUUUCCUUUAUUUUCAUACUUACAUCUACUGUACACUGUAUAUAUAACUUUUAAAGUGCAGAAGGAAAAUGAUUCCUCUACAUGUAAUUGCAAAAGUGUGAUUUCUUUUCCUUUUGGAGGAGGGAUGGGCAUAUGUGAACAAGUGGCAUUCAGAUUAAAGUCUUAAGAAAUAAACCCAGGAUCUUUUAAAAAAAUCUUAAAGACAUUCAUAUUUUCCAAAAUUUGAAUUUAAGCUAGAAAUGUAAAUAUCCAGUUAGCUUGCAGAGAGUACUUUUAUAAACCCACAGAAGUUCUAACCAAAUUUUUAGCAAGUCAGGCCCCCUUACAAAGAAAGCUACACCACCUAUUCCUUCAGUAACCAUUCAGAAAGCUGAUAUACAAUGGGAUGCGCCACGUAAAAACUGUGAACCAGACAGACAAAUAAAGUUUGUAAGUAAA
This is a messenger RNA of Mesocricetus auratus (golden hamster), 3468 nucleotides long. It is a transcript of the gene Kcnk2, whose product is annotated as potassium two pore domain channel subfamily K member 2. The transcript is spliced from 7 exons. Gene Ontology annotation, molecular function: outward rectifier potassium channel activity; potassium ion leak channel activity. Lineage: Eukaryota; Metazoa; Chordata; Mammalia; Rodentia; Cricetidae. Bases 384 to 1652 code for a protein of 422 amino acids. Gene Ontology annotation, biological process: potassium ion transmembrane transport; stabilization of membrane potential. The record is from RefSeq and is a predicted model, not a curated record. Gene Ontology annotation, cellular component: membrane.